Messenger RNA from Acanthochromis polyacanthus (spiny chromis), 1251 nucleotides. RefSeq names its product claudin f (gene cldnf). Gene Ontology annotation, molecular function: structural molecule activity. The transcript has a single exon. NCBI's taxonomy places the organism in Eukaryota, Metazoa, Chordata, Actinopteri, Pomacentridae. Gene Ontology annotation, cellular component: bicellular tight junction; plasma membrane. The record is from RefSeq and is a predicted model, not a curated record. Bases 55 to 798 code for a protein of 247 amino acids. Gene Ontology annotation, biological process: cell adhesion; bicellular tight junction assembly.
GUGAAUCAGACCUGAGCAACUUCUCUCUCCUGCCGUAUACGAAGCCUCUUCACCAUGGGGAGAAUUGGCAAGGAGGUGGCGGGUCAGAUCAUUAGCUUCAUAGGCCUUAUUGGGGUGUCGGUGACCUGCGGUAUCCCCCUGUGGAGAGUGACCUCUUUCAUCGGCGCCAACAUCGUGACGGGCCAGAUCGUGUGGGACGGCCUUUGGAUGAACUGUGUGAUGCAGAGUACCGGGCAGAUGCAGUGCAGACUGAAUGAAUCGGUGCAGAGGCUGACCCCUGACCUGCAGUCUGCCCGGGCACUGGUCAUUAUCUCGCUCGUCUUCGGCUUCGUCGGCUUUAUACUCACAUUCAUUGGAGCUAAGUGCACCGGCUGCUUGAAGAAAGAUUCAUCAAACGCCAAGGUGGUGAUCAUAAGCGGCUGCCUCAUCAUCGUCGCUGCCAUCCUGGUCCUGAUCCCCGUCUGCUGGUCUGCUGCCAUCACCAUCACAGACUUCGCCAACCCUUUGACAAUCGAGACGCAGAGGAGGGAGAUCGGAGCUUCGAUCUACAUCGGCUGGGCCUCUGCUCUACUUCUUCUGAUCGGCGGCAUCACCCUGACCACUUCCUGCCCUCCUCAAAAACCUGUGUAUGGAUACCCAGGAUAUGCACCUGCACCAGUAUACCCCUACUCGGCCCCGCCAACAUAUGGACCAGUGUAUGCUCCUCCAUCGAGCCAGCCGUACACAGCCAGUGGGACAUACGUACCCAGUAAACCAUAUGCAGCACCGAAUACAUACCCUGCUGGACAGUAUCUUUAAAACUGAAGGGACAGAGUGAAAUUUCUGCUUUGAUGACUUUACAAACUCUCCAUUAGAAAGCGAAGCUGCACCAAAAUACGCAUUUUAUUUCUAGAGGAUGAUAUGUAUUCCAAUACAUUGCUGUAAUGCAAAAUUAAUUCACUCAGUCACUUGACUCUGAUUGCUAUGAAUCUUCCUUAAAUUGCUUUCUGUUGUGGAUGGAUUUUGUGCUCUGUAAUAGAAAACUUUGUAGUUUGUGAAGCAUUGACAUGAGAGGAGUUGUUUGCCAUCAUAGCUGUGGUUACUGAAAGCUGUUUUGCUUUUCAUAAGGAAGUCACUGUCAAUAUAUUUAUUUCCUUGUCUUACUGAGCACAUUGUGUAAAUAGUGAUGAUUUGUGACACGUUUGUUUUCUUUAAAAGCCUCUUUAUUUUUGAGAUCAUUGAAAAGAAUUUCAAUAAAAUGUUGGUAUCAUA